Molecule: messenger RNA, 775 nt
Organism: Canis lupus familiaris (dog)
Lineage: Eukaryota; Metazoa; Chordata; Mammalia; Carnivora; Canidae
Gene: CEP15
Product: chromosome 20 C3orf14 homolog
Exons: 6
Coding region: 289-675 (128 amino acids)
Source: RefSeq, a predicted model, not a curated record
GCAGGGGACGAGCAGGGGUAACGGGGGAAGGUCGCGAGUUCUCGGGGGGGGGGGGGGGGUUAAGCAGGGAGUUGGGGCGCGGCGCUUGCAGGGUUGAGGACUCGGAGACCGUGCGGACCCCCGGUUCCAGAGGCCAUCUGAGGACAGUCACCUUCAGCUUUUGCACACACACCGCCCAAUGAUUUGCCUCCAGGCCCUGAGCCUUCAGAGCACUUCACUUGAUCUUUAUCUGUAUGGGUCCAGGCUCUUCAGUCAAGCAGAAAGCUUAUAAGGCAGCUCUGACUAAAGAUGACUUCCUUGUUGGCUCAAGAAAUUCGCCUUUCUAAAAGGCACAAAGAAAUAAUAUCACAAAGAUUAAUGUUACUUCAACAAAUGGAGGAUAAAUUUAUAGAUAAAAACAAGGAAAAGGCAUCUCAAAUGAAAGCAGCUGAGACUGCUUUUAAAAGGAACCUUAGUCUUUUAAUGGACAUAGAAGCAGCAGAAAAGUCUCUACAGACCCGGAUUCACUCAAUUCCAUCACCAGAGGUGGUUUCUCUUGAGACUCUUUACUGGGCAUCAGUAGAAGAAUAUAUUCCCAAAUGGGAACAGUUUCUUUUAGGAAGAGCACCAUAUCCUAUCGGUGUUGAAAAUGAAAACGAAGCAGAAAAUACCAUUCAAAAUGAGGCUCAGGGAUAACUUCUUCACGUACUCUUUUCAAAAAAAAAAAAAAUCAAAACAAAACCUGUUUCAUACAGCUGAAUAUUAAAGAAUAUGCAGAUCAUCUCAGGCACCUUAG